GAGCGAGAGCGAGAGGUGAGUGAGCGACUCGUCUCCGCACCUUGUCCCGUGAGCCCGGUGACUGACAGCUGGCUGUCUGCGGCGCAGGUUCUCCAAUCGCCUGUCCAUCUGUACUGGUGAAUCAAACAUUUCAUGUCCUGAACAUCUGGGGAAGAUCUUGUUAGAGAGAAACCACGGGAGAACAUGGCAAGCGGUGGCUUCAGGUCACACAACCCGCCUUCGUCUAACACCACCGAUUUUCUAGAAGAAUGGAAAGCCAAGCGGGAGAAAAUGAGGGCAAAGAUGCACGCAGCCGAGAUGGCCGCAGCAGGGAUUGCUGGUGCAACUGACAACGCCAAUAAAACUAGCACUGAAAUGAACAAUAACAGUAGUAGUAACAAUGUACCCAACAGCAAUAGCCAAGCAUCUGCAUCGGUAAUUAAAGUCCCAGCUAUCAGUAGGACUGUGGAGGAACAGCAAGUUACCUCAGUGACUGCUCAGCAGAAGAAAACCUCAGUGCCCUUACAAGAUGGUGUCCCAGGAGGAACAACACAGGAGGAACCGGCACCUCCAGUGUCCCAGGAGAGUUCAAGUAAAGCAAAAGACAAAGGGAAAAGUUGCGGCCCAAGUGCAAGAAAGGGUAAAGGGCAGAUCGAGAAAAGAAAGAUGCGGGAAAAGAGAAGAUCCACAGGAGUUGUCAAUAUGGCUUCUGCAGAGAGUCCUGAUGACUACGAUGAUGAUGAAGCUGGACAGAAAGAACACAAAAAGGAAGAUACAGUUACCCAACAAAACACAGUGCAGAACGAAUCCUUUUCUAUAGACCCAAGUGAAUGGCAGACGGAAUCUGUAAGGAAUGCGCCAAACAAAUAUAAGAGCACAAAUAAUGCCCCAGAUGAUGACUCCUUAAAUCAUUAUCCCCGUACUGAUCGGGCAACUUGUGGCCACCACAACAGAGACCCAAAUUCUGUAAAUUCUGGACAGGGAACUAUAGAGAAAAAGAUUGAAGAGCUUGAAAAGGAGCUAGUAAAAGAGAGGCAAGAAAAUGUAAGAUUAGUCAAGUUAAUGCAAGACAAAGAAGAAUUAAUGAUGAAAAUGAAGGAAGAAAUUGACUUGUUAAACAGAGAUUUGGAUGAUAUAGAAGAUGAAAAUAAACAGCUAAAGCAAGAAAAUAAGACCCUUCUGAAAGUUGUUGGCCAGCUAACAAGAUAGAAGAUACAUGAAGUUUGCUGUGGAACAAACACUACUGAUAUUUUCUCUUGAGAGGCGGGUGUGUAGGGUAGGGGAAAUUGGUUAGGGGAAUAUGGGGAUCUUAUGUCAACCUCUUCGAUGAAGGGGUUCACCCAGUGCUUUUCAAAGAGUGGUCAAGAUUGUAUAUUUAUUACUAGAGACUGUGGCCUUGAGAGCAUGAAAUUGCACCAGAUUUUGAAGAUAUAGCUCUUUGCGAUAAACAUGAUUUUGCACUGUCAUAAAAGUUAUCAUUUGACAGGUUUAAAUGUUCAGCCUCCAAUUUAAGUGAUGUGGAGUUUAUCUUUUUGUAUCUUUUUGGGUAAAAUGUGUUUUUUUUCUUUUUUUAAACUCAGUCAUAACAUCAGAGAUUAAACUCAUACUUGUUAAAUACAUGCAAGUCAGACAAGCCCAAGUUAAACACAGUGGACAGACAAUUGUCAACUCAAUGUCUGGAGAAAUCCCCGGAGGACAAAGGGUGAAGGAAGAGGAAUGUAAAUUUAGUUACCGGAAUGGAAUGUUUUCAUGUCUGGAGAGACCUAAUCUUUACAUGUAGAGUGAUGAUUUUGGACAUUUUUUUCAUUUCUCCAUAACCUUGUGCAUGUCACUGAACACAUUUUCAUCUGUGGAACUCAUUGCAAGUGAAUAUGAUGUUGACUGUUAAAAACAGAAGAGUGUACUUGUGUAUACGCUAGUCACUAGCCCUUUUCAGAGUAAUAUAAUGGACUUUAACAUGUUCUUUCCACCUAAUUAUUUGUGUGCCCACUGAUCCUUUUAAUUUUCCAUGUUUUUUAAUGAUCUGUUUUGCAUACAUACCAUUACGUGUACCCCUUGCCUGGAAACAGUAGCAACUGUUUUAUAGGCUGGCCCAAUAUUGCAUAGUGCCUUUAUAUUUGUGAGAGAUCUGUGAGCACUAGACAUAAGGCACAAUGGGCACAUUUGUAGCAUUACCUCAUUUAUAAUGUGCUUUCCAGUUUUAUGUGGUCGCCCAUGUUCCUUUCAAUAAGCAUGCUAUUGGAUUAACAAGUAUUCAGAUGUAAUCAAAUGCU
Molecule: messenger RNA, 2252 nt
Organism: Nanorana parkeri
Lineage: Eukaryota; Metazoa; Chordata; Amphibia; Anura; Dicroglossidae
Gene: PAWR
Product: pro-apoptotic WT1 regulator
Exons: 7
Coding region: 184-1188 (334 amino acids)
Biological process (GO): apoptotic process; positive regulation of apoptotic process
Cellular component (GO): cytoplasm
Source: RefSeq, a predicted model, not a curated record